GUCACCUCGUACUACUGCCCCGGGGGUCUCUUCUUUCGUUUCCUUUGAAUCGCUGUUGGGCAAGGAAUGUGAUCUUCUCGUCUGGUCCUCUGUGUGGUAAUUCCCCGUCCUUCCUCCUCACGAUCAGUCCCCGCCUAGCCCCCGGCAAUAAUCGAACAUACCCGCGCGCCCUCCAUCAUGGACCUCGAGCACCGUGACCUCAACUCGGAUCAGCCCAAGCGGCGGAGACGGAAUGCCGUGAGGCGACGGAUGCGCAAUAGGGCGCCUCUCUCUGCGCGCCUUUCCCUCGAUUCCCAUCUACGCGGGAAUGUCGGGGUUGUCUCCGAAGAUCUGGCCGGCGACCUCUUCCAAUACUCCACCGCGACCGAGGGGACCAAAAGCGAAUCCGGAAUUUACUAUCUCGCAAUCUCGCCGUACCUGCCGGGCUAUAAUGCGGUGGAGGAUCUGGCGUGGACCAUCAUCCCGGUUCGCCCGCAGUCCAAAGAACGCUCGCCCCAGUCGACCGUUCCUCACUCCACGAUUCUUUUCCCCCACUCGGCAACUUCCUUACAGCCGUUUACCGACGCCUUGGGCAAACUCGAUCCCACCCGCCACACUCUUCAAGCACAGCGUGCUAUUGAGAUCCGGGUGUUGGAUGUUGCGCCCCUGCCAUUGGACACCAUCUACGUGACGGUGGAGCGGAAUCUUCUUCGGAACCAUGAUGAUAUUCAAAACAAGUUCGGGGGAGGGUUUGCUUCCAAUCAAAACGGACCCAAUGGAAUGUGGGCAAAGGGAGGGAAGGCUCUGGAGACCAAGAAACCCUCGAAAAAGACGGCGGCAGAGACUGAAGAUAGGUUGACGGCUGCUGUACGUGAGGCCUUGGGGGCUGAGAAGGUGGUGCAUACCGGUGAUGUACUGCCACUUCCAUUGCCUCCGCAUCCCAUUACCUAUGCCCCGUCACCGCCUGCGCGCAUCUCAUACUGCGAACCUGUUUCUCAAGGUCUACUGGUGCCAACGACCAAAGUCGUCUUAAUUCAGGCGCGGCCUCAAGCUCAUCGGGCACAGCGAAGUUUGCGGUCAAGCUCAGGUCUCCUGAAGCAGGUCGCGGAAGAUGAGGCCGACGACACUUCUAAUGAACAGUUCUACUCCGCCGCAGAAGAUAAGCCGGUUGAAAGCAGCACGGAGGUGGAGACUACAUCGACCGCAGAUGAGUUAGAAACGGAUGGAUCUGGAGGGAACGCGAGCGACACGUCGGAUGACUCUCUGGACGACAUGAUAUCUCUCACUGCCCCCGAGCUGCCCCAGCCACCGUCAGGUGUCAUGUCCGCCAUGACUGCUGCAACACCUCGGGCGGGUGGCCGUCGCACAGAUGGAACACAUACUCCAGGCUCCGUGGCGUCCAACUUCACCUCUACAACCAUGCGUCCCGGGCGAGCAAACGGCGGAAAGGUAUUCAGGGCGGAGGGCCUGCUUCGCAGGGUACCGAGCGAUCUUCUCCACCCCAGGCCUAGGGAAGACGACGAUAUAGAAUCGUUCAUCUUCGUUGACGUCAGCACACUCGCCAAGAUCGGCUGUUUCUCUGGGGACUGGGUGAAGAUUGAGGCUACCGAGGAGCCGCAGCUCAACAUGUUUGCCUCAAUCAAGCUCGGGAGUUUCAAUGAACAAGAUGACGAUUCUGGUGACUGGCGUGCUGCUAAGAUAUAUGGACUACCGGGACUUCCGUCCGCUAAACCAAGAUACUCGAUCAACCAGUCUGGCGAGCGACGGUCGAGCAUCUCUCAGCGUGCUCCGACGCGGCUGACGCCUUCAGUGUUCGUUCCUCCGUUGCUGCUGAACAACCUCGACAACCCCAAACAUCUCCGCAUUUCUCCGAUGAUCUUCGCUGCGACCAAUGGAGCUAAGCCUGGUCUUCUACACCAGGUCAAGUCAAGCGUCGUCCGGAGCCCACCUUUGGCAAAGGAAGUGACAUUGUUGAAAGUCUCUACCCCGCUGUCUAUGGACCGUGUCCUCCAACCGGCUUUAUUUGCUGGUCUGAAGCAGUACUUUGAAUCCCGACGACGACUCUUAAAAGGUGGGGAUCUCGUAGGGAUUAGCGUUGAUGAGGGGUUUGGUAGAGCUGUUUUCUCAGUAACUACUGGUGGCGACAAUGGUGCUCAGGAUGAUGACUUGACUACCCGCUUAGGCCAGGUUACCGACUCUGACCACACUACAUCAAGGAAAGUUGGCGUUGCCUGGUUCCGUGUUGGACAGGUUGUCCCUAGCAUAGCCAGUGACCAAGAUGGACCUGGCGAGAACCAGUGGGGAGGAGUUGCUGUCAUCGAUUCCGCCACUACAAGGAUGGUGCAGGCUGGCAGCGAUGUAAGCAGGGUUCCAGGCACCAUGGAUAACGGAUGGGAAUACUGGCUCGGGGUCAAAUCAGUCCCAAGGACGGCCACUGAUGCCCCAACUCCACAUGGUCUCAUCACAGAAGCUCCGCAGUCCUUUACCCCCCCGUUGCAACAACGCAUUCGAGACCUGAUGUCAGUGGCAACCAGCCCUCGUGCGAUUCAUUUGGGCAUGAAUCCGGUUGUCAUACUGAUAAGGUCCCAACAGAGACACAUUGGAAAGGCGACCAUCGCAACACGGGCUUGUGCUGAUAUUGGCCUUCAUACGUUUCCCAUUGAUGCCUACGAUAUCCUGACCGAGGGUGGUGCGAAUGGCGGCGACGUGAAAACCGAAGCAUACUUGAAGGCAAGAGCAGAGCGUGCUUUCCACUGUGGGUCCGAAUGCACGGCACUCCUGAUCAAGCAUGUCGAAGUGUUGACGGCAGACCGUAUCAUCUCAGCGAUGGCCGAUAUCGUGGCGGAUGCACGAGUCGUGAUCGCGACCACUACGGAUGUCGAACAGAUCCCGGAAGGCAUUCGUAGCAUGUUCACGCACGAGUUUGAGAUGACGGCUCCGGAGGAGAAAGAGCGUGAGGGCAUUCUUCGCAAUGCUGUCUCUGAACGCAGCAUUAAGACAUCACCCGAUGUCGAUCUGGGUACGGUAGCUUUGAAGACUGCUGCCCUAGUGGCUGGAGACUUGGUGGACGUGGUUGAACGAGCCUCCGCUGCAAGGGCGGCGCGUCUAGAGAAACUGGCAGAAACAGCCAGCAAGAAUGCCGGACAGACUGUCAGCGUCAGGGAUGUCCUCAUUUCCGGUGGGGACGCGGCACGCGGAGUUACGAAGAUUGAUUUUGAUGCUGCAGUCGACGCCGCAAGAAAGAACUUUGCUGAUUCGAUCGGAGCACCGAAGAUCCCCAAUGUUGGCUGGAACGACGUGGGUGGUCUGACCAACGUCAAGGAUGCUUUGAUUGAAACCAUCCAAUUGCCGCUCGAGCGGCCGGAGCUGUUCGCCAAGGGUAUGAAGAAGCGCAGUGGCAUUCUGUUCUACGGGCCCCCGGGUACCGGUAAGACCCUCCUCGCCAAGGCUAUUGCAACCGAGUUCUCUUUGAACUUUUUCUCCGUCAAGGGUCCGGAGCUGCUCAACAUGUACAUUGGUGAGUCCGAGGCGAAUGUACGACGAGUCUUCCAGCGGGCUCGGGAUGCCCGGCCGUGUGUUGUCUUUUUUGAUGAACUCGAUUCCGUCGCACCCAAGAGAGGCAAUCAAGGAGACAGCGGUGGUGUCAUGGACCGUAUCGUCAGUCAGCUGCUUGCGGAGCUGGAUGGUAUGAAUGGGGGCGAGGAGAAUAGCGGUGGCGUUUUUGUGAUCGGUGCCACCAACCGCCCCGAUUUGCUCGAUACAGCGCUACUUCGCCCUGGUCGGUUCGACAAGAUGCUGUAUCUUGGAGUGUCUGAUACCCAUGAGAAGCAAGCUACUAUCUUGGAGGCUCUGACGAGGAAAUUCACCCUGUCGCCUGAAGUGUCGCUCAGCAGAGUCGCUGACCGGCUGCCUCUGACCUACACGGGUGCUGACUUGUACGCCUUAUGUUCGGAUGCCAUGCUCAAAGCCAUCACGCGCAAGGCCACGGCUGUUGACGAGAAGAUCAAGCAAUUGCCCGGUGAGCCUGUAAGCACGGCAUACUUCUUCGACCACCUGGCCACGCCGGAGGAUGUGGCCGUGAUGGUUACGGAGGAUGACUUCCAAGAGGCACAGGAGGAGCUCGUUCCUAGUGUUAGUGCCAAAGAAUUGGAACACUUUGAGCGGAUCCGACAGAGUUUCGAAUCGGUUGAUAAGCAAAAGCAAGAUUCCAACAGUGGUAACUCCGCAUCCCAGACCAUCGGGGAUGCGCUCGAAGCACUCAAAGCCGGUGAUCAGCUAAACUUUAGCCUGGAUGGGCCCGCCACCAAUGGCGACUCCUAUCUCAAUGGUUCAGGGCCGGGCAAAGGAAAGCAAGUCCCGACUGGCUCUUCGACUAGCGGUAAGGGCAAAGGGAAGAAUCCUGCUGGCUCGGGAGGAAAGUUGAAGAAUAGGCUUGCAUCCAUGCCGAAUGGGGAUUCUGAUUCGUCUCUGGACGGUCCGACGGCUGACCGGGGCCUGGUCCAAGGCUACGAUGAUGUUGGUGAGGAGGAUGAAGAUGGGGUUACCAACGAAGGCGAUGAAGACUACAUUAUCCGCACCGACCACUUAACUCCGGCUGGUGGAUCCAAGUGAAGGAGGAUGUUGAGAGCCUGGUGAUGAAUAAUGUCGCACACGGAUGACUAUAGGGCCAUCUGCAAGGGCCGGUGUACAUACAUAUACAUACAUUUAUUCCUGCUAUGACUGCAUGCCACGGGAGAAGACAUGACUGGAUUCACCAAUCAUUGGACAAUUGAGCCAACUGUUCCUACCCUAACACUCUGUAUAGUCAGACGGAUUCCCACUAGGUCAAUAGAUAUGAAGACGGGCGAUGGUUUGCAGUUUCGGGCUAACCCAGUCUGGCUUAGGGGAAAUGGAUCCCGUGGCCCGCCGGAUACUUUAAUUGCUUAGCGAUUCAUAUUAGUCCGAGUGUCACG
Messenger RNA from Aspergillus sclerotioniger CBS 115572, 4931 nucleotides. It is a transcript of the gene pex6, whose product is annotated as AAA family ATPase peroxin 6. Gene Ontology annotation, molecular function: ATP binding; ATP hydrolysis activity. Lineage: Eukaryota; Fungi; Ascomycota; Eurotiomycetes; Eurotiales; Aspergillaceae. The transcript has 3 exons. Gene Ontology annotation, biological process: protein import into peroxisome matrix. The record is from RefSeq and is a predicted model, not a curated record. Bases 178 to 4590 code for a protein of 1470 amino acids. Gene Ontology annotation, cellular component: peroxisomal membrane; cytosol.